This is a messenger RNA of Ilex paraguariensis (yerba mate), 3199 nucleotides long. The record is from the annotation of a GenBank genome assembly. NCBI's taxonomy places the organism in Eukaryota, Viridiplantae, Streptophyta, Magnoliopsida, Aquifoliales, Aquifoliaceae.
AAGUGUUUGUAGAAAUCAUCGAAUUUUGGAUUCGUCAACGAUCAAACCUUAGUCCUCAAGAAAACCUACUACUGCGUAUAGAUUACUUCCGAUUCUCAAACCAUUUUAACCCUUCUUUCUCAUCUUCCUUCAGUUCCUUCUCCUUCCUUCCCUGGAACCAAACAGGAGUAAAAGUUCCCCGACAAAGAAACAUACACCACACAGUCCAUCCGUCAUCCUCUCUCCAGAUGGGUAUGACGAAAUUAAAGAUAGGAGGGGCAUGGUCGGGUUUGUUGGAGGUAGAAUUGGAUGAAUGGACAGUACCCAUGUUGAGAGAAGAGAUUUCCAAACGAUCGGGCUGUGCAGGGCCACACAUGAUCAACCUUAUAUGUGCUGGGAGGGUUUUGAAGGACGGUGACGGGACUGAGAAGCUAACUCAAUUGGGUGUCAAGAACAAUGCCAAGAUUUUGGCCACUCGUGUCAAUCCUGAUCAUGGGAAGUCUUUAAAAGAAGAGUUGUUGGCUGAGGAAGAACGGUCUAGCAGACUCUCCAGACUCAAGGCCGCUGCCACUUCACUGGCAAAGCGACAUGCGGAUGGUUCACUGCCCAUUGAAGACUUCAAUCUGGAAUUGGAAAAUCAGAGUGGAGAAAAAGUGCAGUUGGGAUCUGAGACUGAUCAGCAGGCAAUAAUGAUGGGUCUCAUGCUUCAUGCAAACGCAAAACAGCUGAUUAGAAUGCAGAACUAUAAAGAUGCACUGGAAGUGCUCACCAUGGGGGAGGAGGCCUUCUCUCUCUGCAACCCAAAGGUCAUUGAGAUGAUUGACAAUGUCCCAAUACUGCAAAUAGAUAUGGUAUGGUGCUAUUUCAUGCUCCGAGACAUAAGCUGGCUCUCAGUGGCAGGAUUACGCCUAGCAAAAGCUAGAGAAGGAAUUGAGCGGGCUCAUGGGAAGGAAUCCAGCCGUGUCAGAAUCCUUCAAGGAGGUCGCCAUGUAGAACUUGCGCUACACUUGAGACUGGAGUUAUUGGAAGGAGUAAUUGCAUAUCACAGUGGUAAGCUAGAAAAAUCUAGAGAGGCCUUGACAUCUGCACAAGCUAAAUACUUGCAGCUUCAGGUGUCAGAUGAAGCCUUAUCGCUACUUAUGGGAAUGGGUUACAAAGAACGUGAUGCAAAAAGGGCUCUGCGCAUGAACAAUCAGGAUGUUCAGAGUGCUGUUGAUUUUCUUGUAGAAGAAAAGGCAAAGAAGGCACUGAAAAGGGAGGAAGACAUUCGGCGACAAAAUGAGAUCAUGGAACAAAAGCGGUAUGGAAAGACACCUCUUAGGAAAGCUGUGGAUCUCAAGCGAUUGAAUGAGUUGGUGUCGAUUGGGUUUGAGAAAGAACUUGCUGCUGAAGCCCUUCGAAGAAAUGAAAAUGACACUCAAAAGGCGUUGGAUGACUUGACGAAUCCUGAAACUAAUUCUUCCAUACAGAUUGAUAUUGAAUCAAGGAAAAGGAAAAGACUGCGUCAAGCCGCAGAUGCUGCAAUCGAAGAACUUAUAUCCAUGGGCUUCCCAAGAGCAACAGGUACCUAAUACAUGAGACAAUGUUUUUGCCCCCAUUGUAUUUAGUGUGUUUCUAUUAUUCCUAGUUAACCUGAUAGCUUGGGUUUCGCACCUCAAAGGUGAUCCAAGUGUGAUCAUGGUCCAAGAUAGUGUUAUUGGCCAUCGAUUUGGAUGACACUGAGAUACAUUGUUUGUUGCAAUCCGAAAUGGUUUCGGGUGACACAUGAAAUGAUACAGAUAAGAGAAGUUGGACAUGCCAAGAGAUUCUGGUCAUAUUGUGGCGUUGUAGAAUAGUAUUAAACAAUACACUACAAAACAUAUACGUUGACUUGGUGACUUUGUUAAGUUGAUUGAGAUGUCUCUGGUUUGACCAAGAGUUGAGUUGGAUGCAUAAUUUUCACGGAACUCAGAAUGGUAUUGAAACAAAAUGUGACUAAGACCAAUUCUUUGAACCAUGAGUGUGAUGUUGAACCAGGGUGAGGCAAUGGCAGGGCAGCUUGCCGCAAGGGCAUAGGGGGAGGGAGAGAUACUGAGCAGGAGGCAACAUUUGGCAAUGUGCUAGUUCGAAUUCAGUUUCCUCUAUAGGUCAAGAAUAGUCGUCGAGUAGAAGAGCGUGCUAGACCUAUGUAUAAGGUUUCCAGGAAUGUGGACAACUGGUCUGUCGGCAACCUCUCAACUCACUCUGCUGCUGGAAUAGCGAGUUUGCAUGGCCUUUGUCGCUGGAAAUGCAGAAUUAGGUCAGUAUUUUUGUCAACGGGCUAUUGAGGAACAGUCAGUUUCUUGAUCCAGAGAAAGCACUGUGUACACCAGUUGUCAUGGAAACAAUGUACACUCUUUCUUUCAUCUGGUUAGGCCAUGAAGUGUGGUUAAGCUGAAUGAGGAGACAAUCUCAGUUAGCCCCAAACAAUGGCCACCAAGCACAUGUCGACUUCCCAGAGCUAGGACCAUGGUCCACUGCCAUGGUGUCAACAAGCACUGCACCCCAGCGAGGAUUAUGAUAUUAUGGUAGGAUCUGUUGAUAUAAGAGGCAGGGUUAAACAUCCAUUUAGGGAACAUACUGUCAUUGCUUGCAAGAAAUGAUGCACCAUCAGGUUUUAAGACAUCCGUUAUUUGUGCUACCUGGUGGGGGCUUUGUUGCUUUCAUUGACUUCUUUUGUGUGCUUGUAGUGGUUGCAGCUGUUCGCACAUUUGGCACGAAAGAGCAAGCGCUAACUCAUCUACUGGGACAACCCAACGAAACUGAUGCAAAUUCUUCUGUUUCAAUUCCUAACGAUAUUGGCACAGAAAAUCUGAGUGCCGAAGAUGGCAUUGAAGGCCCCUCUGGUAGCGGUGCACUGUCAAGCCCUGAAGGGGGUGAUGGAGGUCCAUUAAGUCACGGUGGAGCAGAGGAGAGGGAUGCGGAAAUGGAAAGUGAACUUACAGGGGAACUACAAAGAGGAGAUGCUUUUUCGGAUUAUGACAUCGAAGUUAUUAAAGAAGGUGAAGCUAUAAAUGAGUAUUUGGCUCUGCUGAGUACUGGGGAGAAUGAUGAGAAAGUUUCUUCUGCACAGUAAGAAGUACAUAUAUCAAAUUGGAUAUGCAGCAUAUGCUUUGUGUAUACUAUAGGGUCUGUAUCUUGGAUUCUAACUCUGUUACUAAUGAAUGACAAUCAGAUCAGUUCUUCGCUGUUGAGUUCCAAG